Ostreococcus lucimarinus CCE9901 is the source of this 549-nucleotide messenger RNA. RefSeq lists its product with no specific name. The transcript has a single exon. The record is from RefSeq and is a predicted model, not a curated record. Lineage: Eukaryota; Viridiplantae; Chlorophyta; Mamiellophyceae; Mamiellales; Bathycoccaceae. The annotation marks the transcript as partial.
GCGUAUGAGUUCACGUACGCGGUGGAAGCGGAGAGCGGGAAGCCGAUCAGUUGGGCGGUGAGCCGAGAGCGGGAUACGUACUCGAGCGCGGAGCCGAUGUCGCCGAACGCUCGGCAACGCAUCGUGUACGAGUUGUUGAGUUUUAAAGGACCGUUGACGACGGUGGUGACGGUGAGCAACACGCCCCCAGCGCUUGAAUCGAAAGCCGUGAAGGAGUGGACGGCGAAGCAGGUGGCGAACGCGGUUCUGGCGGAUAAAGCCACGGGACGGGUGGCGAGCGGACAGCGCGUGAGUCUGGCCGAGGUGGAUAACGCGAUCAUCAACGUCAUCGAUGAUGUGCCGUAUUAUUACUACGAGUACAUAUCGCAAGGCUCACCGAAUUUGCGCGAGCCGGAGGCGACGACGUUUCGACACAGUUACGGCGUGACGGUUGAGCGGGAUGGGUACUUGUACACGCUGAGUUCGAGCGCCCCCGAGAUUUACUGGGACGAGCUCGCCCGUGGGUUCGACGAGACGAUCAAGAGCUUUAGAUUGACGACUCCGAACAAG